Acipenser ruthenus (sterlet) is the source of this 2500-nucleotide messenger RNA. Its product is annotated as carcinoembryonic antigen-related cell adhesion molecule 5-like. The record is from RefSeq and is a predicted model, not a curated record. The coding region runs from base 55 to 1866 and encodes 603 amino acids. The transcript is spliced from 10 exons. NCBI's taxonomy places the organism in Eukaryota, Metazoa, Chordata, Actinopteri, Acipenseriformes, Acipenseridae.
GUGAUAUAAGUUCCCCGGAUAGUGAGUUUGUUCACUCAUUACUCAUGCGCCACAAUGAAGAACACACGAGCACCGGUGCUGAGCCUCCUUCUUUUGACGCUGAUAAAAGCAGCAGUCUCCAAUGGGUCUCCUGCCAGUGAGCCUUUGGAUCUCAAUGGGAACUAUGGACCGGACACCCCCAUUGUGACAAUCAGCCCCCCAAACCAAGUCUAUUUUGUGGGAGCAGACAUCACUAUGUCCUGCUCUGCACAGUCCAGUCCUCCUGCUGUCUACCAAUGGGCAUUUAAUAGUGUCUUUUAUAACGGAUCAGGAUCAGAGCUAUCCAUUAAACUCCUUCAGCUGGACAACGCUGGAAACUAUACCUGCAUGGCUUAUAACAAUAUAACCCGCAGAUACGCUGCGUUCACACAAGAGCUCUCUGUUGUGGCACCGAUAACUACAGUGACUGUAUCUCCCAGCCGAGCACAGCCAAUAGAAAACAAGACAUUCAGUCUGAGCUGUGAAGUGUCUGGGACUGCUGACUCGUGGCGCUGGCUGAAAGACGAUCAGCCUCUUUCCACUAAUGAGAGGAUAACAUUGUCUGGAGAGAACAGCACUGUCUCCUUCAACCCAGUCCUGCAGUCUGAUAACGGCACAUAUCAGUGUGUAGCUUCUGACCCUAUAAGUGGAAUGGUUAGUCCAGGAUACACACUGGUUGUCAAUUAUGGACCACAGCAGGUCUCUAUUUCAGGACCUGAUGCAUAUCCUAUAGGCUCGACAGCGUCGUUCACGUGUUCUGCUCUCUCUCAUCCCCCCUGUGAAUACACCUGGUUAUUCAAUGGGAAAGAAAUUGCGCAGGGCUCAGUUUUCACAAUAAGUCCUGUAAUGCCAGCCAGCGUUGGGAGUUACACUUGUGAGGCUUUCAACUCAGUGACAGGAAAGAAGACUUCUUCAAUCAGAAAGGAAUUUCAAUUGACUACACACGUCUCCCAACCCACAGUCCGCUCCAAUGUGACUGAUCCAGUGGAGUUCAAUGACACUGUCAGUUUGACCUGUACAGCCUAUGGCUCUGCCGUCUUCUACAGAUGGCUCAAUGGCAGCUCUGUGGUUAGUGACAGUGAGCGGAUUCGUCUGAGUGAUGACAAUAAAACACUGACCAUACCCAGGGUGUUGAGAUCUGAUGAUGGGACCCUGUAUUGCUAUGCGUUUAACGCUGCCAGCAACAGCACCAGCGAGCCGUUUCACCUCGUUGUGAACUAUGGACCGGAUGCCCCAGUUGUCAUUAUCAGCCCCCCAAACCAAGUAUAUUUUGUGGGAGUAGACCUCACUAUGUCCUGCUCUGCACAGUCCUAUCCACCUGCUAUCUACCAAUGGGCAUUUAAUGGAAUCUAUUUGAAGGAACUGGCCUCAGAGCUGUCAAUUACACAGCUUAGCCUGGACAAUGCUGGAAACUAUACCUGCAUGGCUUAUAACAAUAUAACCCGCAGAUACGCUGCGUUCACACAAGAGCUCUCUGUUGUGGCACCGAUAACUACAGUGGCUGUAUCUCCCAGCCGAGCACAGCCAAUAGAAAACAAGACAUUCAGUCUGAGCUGUGAAGUGUCUGGGACUGCUGACUCGUGGCGCUGGCUGAAAGACGAUCAGCCUCUUUCCACUAAUGAGAGGAUAACAUUGUCUGGAGAGAGCAGCACUGUCUCCUUCAACCCAGUCCUGCAGUCUGAUAACGGCACAUAUCAGUGUGUAGCUUCUGACCCUAUAAGUGGAAUGAUUAGUCCAGGAUACACACUGGUUGUCAAUAACCCUAAUGGUUCUGCUUCCUUGGCAUCUGGACAUGCAGUAGAGGUGGCGAUUGCUGUUCUGGUUCUUCUGCUUUGUGUUUCAGGGUAAAAUGCUGCAGAUUCAUGAAUCGCAAAAAAAAACACCCCUUCAGAGUACGACUGGAAGAGUAGCAUGUUUUAUUUACUGUGUAAUCAGGCUUGAUUGCUUGAGUAAUUGUUUACACACCCUCAUAAUUAUGGAGCUCUCCCCCCAACUUGAGCACAGAAGACUACGCCUGCACAGCUCAUAUAUAUAGCUAUAUUGUGAUGCAAUACCUCAGCCCUGUAACAUCUUAGCUGAUCCGAGCGAGUCUGGCUCUCUUGCACAGUGGUUAAGAUUUUGUCUGGCAGGCACAGUCCCUGUCUGGGGGUUGCCUUGUCCUCACAUUCCCUGCGUCCGCAUUAGGAAGACCGGCCCAACCAGAAUGCUUGGUUGCCUGUUGAGCUGUCACUACAAGGUCGCAGUGUGACACAACCUGAAACCAGUGUGGCACGCAAUGACAGACUAGGUCUCGUGUAGAGACGCUGGAGUUAGAAAUAUAUGACCAACACUUUCUGUAAUGACACAUAUUUUAUAUGUUAGAUUUUUUUCUUAAAUGAGCUGACUUUUAAACACAACCUAAAUAAGGGAGUUGACAAUGAAAACACAAUGGAAAAUACAUUUGCAAAUGCCUGCUGGCUUGAUUUCUUAAAGUUGUAACCUA